GGACAUUUAAAGUAACACCGCUGAGGCUUUAAAGCAGAACUUGGGAGGUGUAGGACUGGAGCAGGAGGUCCACCAGAGGGGCAUCUUCUCACCAACAGCAUCAUGAGCUGGUCUAAGGACUUACAGACAGCUGCCAAGGACCCGCCAGCACUACUGGGACCUGCUGGCCUGAGACUGGCCUGGCCCAGGGCUCUCGCAGAAGUGACAUGAGAAGCCUCCGACCCGGCGAGAUGCUCUGCAGAUUCCUGCGGCAAUAAGAGGGAAUUCCUCCGGAGUCUGCACUGUCGGAGCAGCUGAGAGGACGGCGGAUUCCUCCUUCCACAGCAAUUCCAAGCAGCAGCAGCACGCCAGAGGCAGAGGAUGUGGGGAGUCGGCGCUAUGCUCACGGGAUGCGUGCUAAUCCUUGGAGCGACGGGCACAGACCACUUGUACCGCUCAGGGCGGCGGAUCUGCUCAUCUAGCGGCCAAACUGGAGCCGUGUCCAUGACGCAAUCCUAUAUCCAACCGGUGUACCAGCCGCUGAUCACCGUGUGCGGGGGGCAUAGGAUCUGCAGCACUUACAGGACAACGUACAAGAUUUCCUACAGACAGGUGCCUAGGCCGCAGUCACUGCCGCUAUAUACCUGCUGCCCAGGCUGGCGAAGGACGCAGAGUUACACGCACAGCUGCAACAAAGCGUCAUGCCGAUUACCCUGUCAGAACGGAGGGACCUGUGUCGGUGUAAACAGGUGCGGCUGCCCGGCGGGGUGGACUGGAGAGCGAUGCCAGACAGAUGUGGAUGAGUGUAAGGCUGGGAGCCACCAGUGCUCACAAAUCUGUAAGAACGCCGCCGGAAGCUUCCACUGUGCGUGUCGGGAGGGAUUUUCUCUUUCCGAAAAUGGGAAGUCCUGUCACAAAGUGGCGACCACCCAGCCACCCCCCCCACCCCCAGUCAUGAAUGCGACAGGGGUCCCGGACGCUGUCCAGCAAGAGAUGCAAGAGCUGAGAAACAAGAUCAAUGUUAUAGAGCAGAAACUGCAGCUGGUUCUGGCUCCAUUCUACAGUUUAUCGACUGCGUCCCCUGGGGAUGGUCUGGGACCCAUCGCCUUGCUGACGCACUCCUUCCAGCAGCUGGACCGUAUAGACUCUCUCAGCGAGCAGAUCUCUUUCUUGGAGGAGCGGCUGGAGACAUGUUCCUGCAAGAAUGAAGUGUGAGCGGCUGCAGCGUCGCACUGGGAGGAGUGUAGCUGUGUACCCCCAGGACACUAUUCUGUACCUCAAUACACGCCAAGGGAACCGUUCUGUACAGUCACGUAUGCAAAGAGACAACGCUGCAAUGUUAUUUAAACCUUUCCUGUAUAUAGUGUAGAAUACGUUUCCAGCCAGACUGUAUUUCCUCACGUCUGCAGACAAUAUGGGAGACCUACAUUGAAUACGACAGAAGGUAACUCGCCAGGCACCUGGGAGAUUUAGUGUGACCUGGCCGAGCAAACUUCACGCGCACGUGUGACGCCACUUGUGCACAUAACCACACGUAUUAAUAAAAUAAUGAAGAUAAUAAUAAUCCUACGCAGCUAGAUACACCAAUGGACAUGUGGCAAUGGCGCCGGCGCUAUAGUCACUGAACGCUCAUUUUUCCUAUCUGGCGAACGUGCCGCCAGUUGUUCCUUACACGUCAGGGUGGCCAUGUUUUUGUAGUCCAAGACCUAGAUUCCAUUGAUUUAAUCUCAUCUUUAUUUGAUGAGUUCUUAGAAUGAUUGGGCUCCGUCCGCUAUUCCCAAAAGGUUCUCCGCAGGACGGCGCACUCCGGCCCAUGUCACAUGCAUCAUGACAUCGCCCAAUUAGCACCCAGUACCACCUCUUGGAUCUUUAGUGCCCGCCCACUGCUGCUGUUACUUGUGUCGGUAAACUAGUUUCCCGGUUCUAUGCAAAGCGAGUGUCACUGGUCCAACAAGAAACACGACGGAAUCAAACGAUCUGCUUCUAAUUGCAAAGUUUUAUUAUUCUUUUAUUUUCCACAACAUUAAACAAAAGAAAUCAUUUUUACUCAUUUAAUGAGAACACAGCAGAUAUUUCUUAUGUUGGAUCAGGCGACGAAACCUCGUUUGUGCCGAUUACAGAGGAUCAAACACUCAGUAUCUUCUCUUCAAAAUGUGAAGACUAUUUUUUUACAUGGUACAAUAACUGCGUUUUGUAGAAGAAAAAACUUGUAUUGUGUGUUAUAUUUGUUAAUAAAGUUGCAUUUUGUGUUUUUUUAAUAAUAAAAAAGGGGGGAAAAAAACCUCACAACCGCA
Molecule: messenger RNA, 2273 nt
Organism: Pseudophryne corroboree (corroboree frog)
Lineage: Eukaryota; Metazoa; Chordata; Amphibia; Anura; Myobatrachidae
Gene: EGFL7
Product: EGF like domain multiple 7
Exons: 10
Coding region: 361-1194 (277 amino acids)
Biological process (GO): anatomical structure development
Cellular component (GO): extracellular region; cell surface
Molecular function (GO): signaling receptor binding; calcium ion binding
Source: RefSeq, a predicted model, not a curated record